CAACCUGAAAACAUCUCGAGGCUGCUGUGUACCGUGUGUAAGCGUGACUUCAGGAGUCUUCCGGCAUUAAAUGGUCACAUGCGUUGCCACAGCACAUCCAGACCUGCCACAUGUUUGAACAAGAGUGAAGAUUCUUCUGCACCGGUCCAACCGUGCGUCUCCAUAGUGAUGCCCGUCUCCGUGCCCGUCCAAUCCAGAGGCCGGCCCAAGGCGUGCAGGGGGGGGCAGAAGAGAUGCAGUCGCCCCUCUCCAGCCACCGGAGGCGCUGUGCUGCUCUACCGCAGCCUGCUGCACCCAGAAGAAGAGGAAGCAAGGGAUGGAGUGGUUGCCGGGAUACACUACACCCCCCCGCCCAUGCUUUGCCCCCUCAGGGCCGGGCCAGGGCUGUACUGCUCCCUCGCCACUGGGGGGCAGCAUAGAGUGCAGACUGUGCAGCUUCACAACACACACGAUGGAUUUAAUGAUGGUGUUGCCAUGGAGACAGCCUCCCCUCCCCCCAAGACACUCAUCAAGAAGCCGCGGAUCAAUGAGGGGCGGGACUUCCAGGCUGAAAUCCCACCUCUACGGGACCGAAAACACACGGCCUCAGACUCCCACAAUGCACUGCUUCUGUGGACGCAGUGGGAUGAGCUGGAGCGGCCUGUCAAUCAACACAGAGUUGAAGCUCUGUUGACGAUGGCUCGCUCCAGCGUGCUGCCAGGGGGCGGGACCAGCCCAGAGACUGCCCUCCACGUCCUAUCAGAGUUCAGAGGGGACUUCCUGCUGACGGUGGAGAAGCUGCUGACCCCCAAACCUCCAACAACAGCUCGGCCCCCCAGUCGCUCAGGGAGAGGUGGAGCGCAGCAGAGAAGAGGUUGCUGGUUAAAUCCCUGCAGCUGCAUCACAAAGACUUCAGCAGAAUCCAGAGAAACGUCCAGACUAAGUCUCUCUCUCAGUGUGUGGAGUUCUAUUAUCUGUGGAAGAAGAAGCUGAGUCUGAGUGCGAGGACCCCGGCCAGGCUGACCAUCACGCUGCCCGAGACAGACGGUCAAAGGUUGUCCAGAUCUCCUGAUGCACCCUGAACAUCUGCUGGAGUUACACACUACUAACAACACAAAGAUAGACUGUACAUGUUAGUUGUAAAGAAAAGCCACAAAAACUUCAAUAAAAGAGACAA
This is a messenger RNA of Perca flavescens (yellow perch), 1156 nucleotides long. RefSeq names its product transcriptional-regulating factor 1. Gene Ontology annotation, biological process: regulation of transcription by RNA polymerase II; negative regulation of DNA-templated transcription. The record is from RefSeq and is a predicted model, not a curated record. The transcript is spliced from 10 exons. The coding region runs from base 79 to 972 and encodes 297 amino acids. Gene Ontology annotation, molecular function: transcription corepressor activity. Gene Ontology annotation, cellular component: histone deacetylase complex; transcription regulator complex. NCBI's taxonomy places the organism in Eukaryota, Metazoa, Chordata, Actinopteri, Perciformes, Percidae.